AGCGCGCAAUCGCCACCCGCAAGCUCACUCAGUAUCGUUCUGCAAUACCUCCAUUGCCUUUGUACAUGACCUUGAGAUGCUGUACACUCAGACUUUCACGUUUAUCUGCCUUGUAUGAUCACCUUCCAGGCUGCCCAGCAGCGAAGCUGCCGCCUAUCACAGCCUUUGGAGUUGUCGCUGAACGUCUUUCUACAUUAGUCAAUCCUAUCGAUUAAUCGCACCAAGCCUCCUCUUGGAUCGUCUUUGUUGGCUAAGUUUCAUCGAGUAAUCGGAGGCACGCCCCCCCCACGUUCCGAGUUUGAUCGUGUGCUAGUGCGGCUUAGUCGCCUCCAGUGCUUUGCACUCCGACUUUCCCCAGACUCCACAGUUCUGCUUCUGAGCAUGUGGAUCAUAAGCCUCUAUAAAGCCGGGCGGAACCAGGUCAUGUUGAACGAUAUGCCCAUCAUGUCGAAAACUCACUCCCGCUGCGACUCUACCCAUGAGACCGGGAAAGUCAAGAUUGCAACCGAAUUCAUCGAGGAUAUCGUCGUCCAGCCACCCUCAACUCGUACAGCUGAGCACCCGCAGACGAUUUGGCAAGAGAUUAGAUCCAAUCCCCGAGUGAUCGGGUAUUCCUUCCUCGCAAAUGCAGGAGUAUUGUCAUUUGGUUUCGACAUUCUGGUUACUGGUGCCGUUACAGCAUUGCCAGCGUUUUCAGUUUCGUAUGGCGAACAGUACAACGGUAAACUGAUUCUGCCAGCACUCUGGCAAGGUCUUUGGACUGCAUUUAUCCAGCUCGGAAUAAUGAUGGGCGCCGCUUCUGGCGGUGUGUUCCAGGACAGAUUUGGUCGUCGGUCAGCUUUUGGCUUAGGAGGCAUCCUGACCGCUAUUGGGACUGCUUUGGCAUACAGCUCGCCAGAGGUAGCUUCUCUCACAGGUCGCCGGGUGCUCUUUCUUCUCUCUAAGAUCGUCACGGGUAACGCUAUUGGAAUCCUGUUAACAACGUGUCAGACGUACGUAUCUGAGAUCGCACCCACGAAGCUUAGGCCUGUUCUCCUGGCUAUCUUUCCGUUCUCUGUUGCGAUUGGCCAGCUGGUUGCGGUCUCCGUUGUCUUCUCCCGUGUCCUGAUAUUCGAUACCUCUUCGUUUCAGAUUCCCUUUGCCGCAAUGUGGGCCUUCUCGGGUCUUACUAUCAUCGCUGCUGUCGUCAUUCCUGAGAGCCCUACCAUGCUCAUGGCUUCUCGAGAACCGGAACUCGCCCGAAAAGCUUACCUCAGACUUCACGGAUCUGUGAGCGACGUCGAUGCUACCCUCAGUGGUAUCAAAGAUACACUAAAUCACGAGCACGCAGCCGAUGAAGGCAAAGAUGCAUCAUUCGCUGAAUGCUUCAGACGUACCGAUCGCCGUCGUACACUGAUCAUCAUUCUGGUUGCUUUGCUACAAUAUCUUCUAGGAGUUUCCCUUCUCGCCAACUCCAACUACUUUCUGAUCAUGGCAGGAAUGAGUCCUACACAAUCGUUACAAAUAUCACAGAUUGGGGUUGGUGUACAGCUGGUCGCUACCGUCAUUGCAUCUUUCACGAUGGUUUAUCUAGGAAGACGAACAAUAGUUCUCUGGAGCGCCUUUGCCACGGCCGUCAUGUUUGUCGCAAUGGGCGCCGCCGGGUUCUUCGAAAACGAUACUCGAGCGGUGAGGUUCAUCGGAGUCUCCAUCAUAAUUGUUGGCACGAUCUCGCAGCUUGGCGUCGGUGCGACAUGGCCUGUCCUCAUUGGCGAGCUCUCAUCUUCGCGUCUCCGCGCCAGAUCUUCCGCCAUAGGGUUUAUCAUAAAUGCCUUAGCUGGUGUGGUCUUCAGCAUCAGUGUUCCCUACAUGUUUAAUGCAGAUGCUGGAAACUUAGGAGGCAAGAUUGGCUUUGUCUUCGCUGGCCUCUCUUUCCUCGGAUUCGGUUUGUCGUGGAUCUUUUUGCCUGAGACUAAGAACAAGACUUUCGACGAGUUGAAUCAUUUGUUCGAGAUGCACACACCCGCGAGACGCUUUGCGAAAUCAUAGUGUCGACGUCCAAGCAGGGAGCGGGCCUAGCCUGCCUGAUAAAGGGCUAAGAGUAUGCAGUUAAAGUCUUGAGUUAUUCGAAGUAGGAAUGAGACGU
Molecule: messenger RNA, 2125 nt
Organism: Boeremia exigua
Lineage: Eukaryota; Fungi; Ascomycota; Dothideomycetes; Pleosporales; Didymellaceae
Product: general substrate transporter
Exons: 5
Coding region: 382-2028 (548 amino acids)
Biological process (GO): carbohydrate transport; transmembrane transport
Cellular component (GO): membrane
Molecular function (GO): carbohydrate:proton symporter activity
Source: RefSeq, a predicted model, not a curated record